Molecule: messenger RNA, 447 nt
Organism: Varanus komodoensis (Komodo dragon)
Lineage: Eukaryota; Metazoa; Chordata; Lepidosauria; Squamata; Varanidae
Product: 6-pyruvoyl tetrahydrobiopterin synthase-like
Exons: 6
Coding region: 1-447 (148 amino acids)
Biological process (GO): tetrahydrobiopterin biosynthetic process
Cellular component (GO): mitochondrion
Molecular function (GO): 6-pyruvoyltetrahydropterin synthase activity
Source: RefSeq, a predicted model, not a curated record
AUGCAGGGUGUCCCAAAAGCCAGCGCACCGAACAAUGCGGGCAAGAUGACCUUCCUUUCUCGCACCGAAACCUUUGCAGCAGCUCACAGGCUGAGCAGCAAAUCCCUGAAUGAGGACGAGAACAGAAAGCUGUUUGGAAAAUGUAACCAAAGCCAUGGGCACAACUAUAAAGUGGUAGUGACCAUCUGUGGAAAGAUCGACCCCAUCAGUGGCAUGUUCAUGAAUAUUUUCAAGCUUCAGGAAUAUAUGCAGGAAGCCAUCAUGAAGCCUCUUGACCACAAGAACCUGGACCAGGAUGUGGAUUACUUUGCGGAUGUCAUAAGUACGACAGAGAACGUGGCUGUGUACAUCUGGAACAACCUUGAAAAAAUCCUUCCAGCUGGAUGCCUGUACAAGGUCAAGGUCUAUGAAUCCGACAGAAACUUCAUUGUCUACAAGGGAAACUAA